Molecule: messenger RNA, 2806 nt
Organism: Cicer arietinum (chickpea)
Lineage: Eukaryota; Viridiplantae; Streptophyta; Magnoliopsida; Fabales; Fabaceae
Source: RefSeq, a predicted model, not a curated record
UCAAGCAUAUACGAAUAUGCCAUUGCUAAUAACCCUCUCUUGUGCUCUGAUGGAUUUAUCACUACCCUUUUCCUUUUAGUUUUUCUUACAACUUCCUUUAUUUAUAAGCAUAUAAAGUUUGCAUGCUAGAGAAAUAUUAAAUAUGGAGUAUCUUUUUAUAAAUAUUGUUGUGUUUGAUCUCAACAUCCUCCAUCAUUUAUGUUUUGAUAGAGAAUUAAAUAUAUAAACAUUUUCUUUUAUUUAGUUUUCCUUUAAUUUCUUUUUCUUCUCUUGGUUAUGCUUUGUCCAAAGAUAUUAAAUUUUCCUUGUAUACUAGCAUUUGAUUUUUGCUAGAUUUUAGCUUUUAUUCAUAGUUAUAAGGUCAUUUUAAGUUGCAUAAUUAUAAUAAUUCUUGGUACAAACUAUUAAAAAACAAAAUAUAUGCAUUUAAUUUUUUUAAUUUUUUUGAAUAGCUUCAAAUAAAAUCUCUUCAUACAAUUUUUGUCUUUGGAGAAGAAUUAAGUUUUUUUUUGGAAAGUUGAAGAGAAUGAGUAAAGAAACACAAAAAGUAGUGGUGAUCCAAGAUGCAUCAAGAGAUGUUGGUUUAAAGGCUAUAGAAAAGGCCCUCAAAAAGUUAUCUGUUAAAGCUGGAGAUCAGCUUAUAAUUGUUGCCAUUCUUAAUUGGUUUAGCAGUCCUAUGGGUUAUAUGGUCUCAGUUGAUUCAACUUAUUUUGUUUCAUCAAACAAGAAAAUCAUUGAAGAAAACUAUACCAAGAGAAAGAAUGAUUAUCAUAUGAAUCGAUAUAUCAACAAGCUCUCUGAUUACUGUCAAAUGAAUGAGAUUGAAUUCCAACUAGAAGUGCUUGUUGGACCAGCUUCACAAGUCAUUUCUGAGGCUGCAAGAAAAUUUCAGCCUACAAGUUUGAUACUUGAUAGACAGAUCCACAGAAACAUGAAGAAUUUCAUGGACAGGAUCCCUUGUGGUAUGUAUAGGAUAACAAGUGACAACUCCAUUGAAAAGUUGAAAGAUCCAAAAUCAGCAGCUACAAAAUUUGCUGAAAAGCAAGAAAAUAUAAGUUAUUCAGAAAUGAUACCAGGAAGUUCAGAUGAUGGAGUUUCUCUUCAUAUGUCCAAAUCUUCAUCUAAUGUUGAUCUUUCCGCGUCAACCGGAGUUUCAAGUCCAUGGAGUACUGAUGCAUCUUCUUCUGUCAUUGGAAGUUCACAAUAUGUCCUUCAAAAAUACCAAGUUGGAGAGUUUUUUCCAAAUAUAGAACAAGAAAAACAAGGUUCACUAUUUGAUAUUUCUGAAAAUCAAGAAACAAGCCGAACAGAACUAAAUCAAAAGGCGAUACUAAUCGACAAUGAAGCGUAUCAUUUGGUGGAGGAUGACUUUACAAAUCCAGUUUGUUCUGUGUGCAAUAACAGAAGACUGAAAAUUGGAUCAAAAAGAGACUUCAGUUAUAUAGAACUUUACACUGCUACACAAGGAUUUUCUGCUAAGAACUUUUUGUCAGAAGGUGGAUUUGGAUCUGUUUACAAAGGACAAUUGAAUGGAAUGACAAUUGCUGUUAAGCAACAUAAGAGUGCUAGCUUCCAAGGGGAGAAGGAAUUUAAGUCUGAAGUGAAUGUACUUAGAAAAGCAAGACAUGAGAAUGUGGUUAUGCUAAUAGGUUCAUGUUCUGAAGGAAAUAAUAGGCUUCUUGUUUAUGAAUAUGUAUGCAAUGGAUCACUUGAUCAACAUCUAUCAGAACACUCUAGAUCACCUCUAACUUGGGAAGAUAGGAUCAAAGUAGCUAUUGGAGCUGCCAGAGGCUUACUAUACUUACACAAAAAUAACAUAGUACACAGAGAUGUCAGACCAAACAAUAUCCUUGUAACACAUGAUCAUCAACCAUUGAUAGGAGAUUUUGGACUAGCAAGAACUCACAACAAAGAUUUGACACACUCAACAGAAGUUGUUGGUACAUGGGGGUAUUUGGCACCAGAAUAUGCAGAAUAUGGCAAAGUUUCAAGUAGAACAGAUGUAUAUUCUUUUGGAGUGGUUCUACUACAGCUUAUAACUGGAAUGAGAACUACAGACAAAAGACUUGGAGGAAGAAGCCUUGUGGGAUGGGCAAGGCCACUUUUAAGAGAGAGAAACUAUCCUGAUCUAAUUGAUGAAAGGAUCAUUGAUACUCAUGAUUAUCAUCAGUUAUUUUGGAUGGUACGGCUAGCUGAGAAAUGUCUAAGCAGGGACCCUAAGAAAAGACUGAGUAUGGUUGCGGUUGUUAAUGCUUUGACUGACAUUUCAGAAGGCAACACAUGUGACCUUGUAACAGGAGAUUACUCCCCUGCAAGGUCAGAUUCAUCUUAUAGUGAAUCAGAGUUUGAUGAAAAUGAAGAUGAAAUACAAGGACCCUUUGAGGAGGAAGGUGAGUUACAAAUCCUCAAUUCAGAAUCUACAGAAAUCAACAACAUUAUUACUCAAAUGAGGCAUAUGAUUGUGAGACAGCCACCAUCUCCUCCAUUUAAAAGCAUCUAUUCAAGUGGCUCUAGUUCAUUUCAGUUUUCUGAUGAGUCAAAUAGUGAUUGUGAAGCACAUCAUGAAACGAAUAAAGAAAUACCAAAACUUAAAGUGGCUUCACUCAACUCUUAAUUAGAUGGUGAAAAAAAUAAGAGAAAGUUUUUAGUUUAGAUCAUUGAAACACAUAAACUUUCCACUUUAAUUGUAGUGUUGAAGUGGUUUCUUUCUUGUGUUAGUAUGUUAUUAUUCAGCUAUGAUGACUUUAUCUUUUGUAAUCAAGUGCAACUAUUAUCAGUUAUGACAGUAUCAAUAAAAUAUAUUUGU